Molecule: messenger RNA, 1734 nt
Organism: Ostreobium quekettii
Lineage: Eukaryota; Viridiplantae; Chlorophyta; Ulvophyceae; Bryopsidales; Ostreobiaceae
Source: the annotation of a GenBank genome assembly
AUGUGGCUGAUUCGUUCCGGACGGCACUCGUCAACCGCCCUUGGCCGCCCCAGCCCGGAGUGCUCGAUCAUGGUCGUGAUCGCGUGGUUCGCCCUUGCGAACAUCUGUGCUUUCGCAACCCUGGCUGGAGCAGAGGCAUGCGACUCCAAUCGGACGCUCUUCGUGAGGGGAUCGCCAAUCACCGGUGGCGUGAACGGCAUCGUGUUCGACGGCCAAGACAGGCUGUACGCCGCAUCCGUCUUCAGCAGCGAGAUCGUCGUUCUGGACCCAAGCAACGGCGAAAUUCUGGAACGUUAUGGAAAGGAGAGAGGCGUGGAAAACCCCGAUGACCUUUUCGUCUCCCCGGACGGCAGCAUCUUCUGGACGGCGAUAUUCACCGGAGACGUCGGGCGCCUGUGGCCCAACGGGGAGGGGAGGGUUGUUGCAAAACUGGGCCCCGGGGUGAACCCCAUAACCAUGUCCGAUGACGGGAGGCUUUUCGUGGGGCUUUGCUUUUUUGGAAACGGCCUUUACGAGGUGGACCCGGAGGGUGCGCGGGCGCCGCGCAGCGUGACGGAUGAGCUGACCGGCGAGUGCUCCAUCAACGGCAUGGACUUUGGCCCAGACGGCCGCCUGUUCGGUCCCACGUUCUUCAACGGGACCGUGGUGGGCGUGGACGUCGAUGACGGCGAGGUCGAGGUUGUGGGCAAGGGCUUCGACAGGCCCGUGGCGCUGAAAUUCGACGGGCGAGGGGUGGCGCACGUGCUGGACUUGGCCAACCUGUCCGUGUCUUCCCUGGACGUGUCCACCGGACGGGUGGGCAACGUGCGGACUCUGUCCGACCAGCACAGCCCGGACAACCUCGCAUUCGAUUCGGCGGAUCGCCUUUUCGUGUCGCACCAAGACAGCGCGAUCCUGGAGAUCAUGGGGAAUGGAUCAAUGAGGGCAGUGCUGCCCGGGGGGCUGACUAAUCCCAGCGGCCUGGCGGUGGUCGCCAGGCCGGACGGGGGCGAGUCGGUCUUCGCGGGUUCCAUGACGUCCAUGAACGAGUUUGAUGGCGCGACUGGGGAGCUCAUAUACGCCUGGACGGCGAAUUUCGAGGGCUCUGAUUUUCAGGGCACUUUCACAAUGGCGACGGAUGGCUCGCGCCUGCUGGUCACCACGGCUUUCACCAACUCGGUGCAGAUUCUGGACCCGGUGGCGCGGAGCAUCCUCGUGACGCGUAUGGAUUUCGACACCCCCCUCAACGCCAUUUUUUUCAGGGACGGCUUUUUGGUGUCGGAAAUGGGGAGCGAGGGCGUCGUCUUGGCGUCGGUGUCGAACUCCUCCCAAAGGACGGUGUUGGCACGGGACUUGGGACUGUUCACGGGCCUGGCGGCCACCGAGGACAACGCAUGGGGCGUCGAGUGGACCAACGGCUCUUUGUUCCAGCUUGUGAAGGACGGCAGCCCGGUCGGAGAGCCUGUGGUGGUCGCCACCGGGCUGCAACGCCCCGAGGGAAUGGCAGUGUGGCGGGAUGGGCGGCUGCUCGUUGUGGAGACGGGCGCGGGGCGCCUGUCGCUCGUCGACCCCAAGAGUGGCGACAAGGUUGUUGUGGAAGAAGGGCUGGCCCUUGGGCUGGAGGCGCUGCCUCAACAGGUUCCCACGUGGACGUUCAGCGACGUGGCCGUGUCCCCGUCGGGAUCCGUCUACGUGAACAGCGACAAAGACAACGCUUUGUAUCGGAUCGACAUCGAGGGCUGCACUCGUGAAUGA